AUGGCAUAUUAUUAUUAUUAUCUAGUACAGGCGGAUCCUUAUCAACAACCAGUCACAGUGGGUGAUUAUUCUGAUCGAGAUGAAUUCGUCGAUCAAGAACAUCAUCGUUAUGCACAAUCUCAAACAAAAUAUAAAACUGAAUUAAUUCCAGAUACAAUGAAUCAAACAUUAAAUCCAUCACAAAAUAAACCAAUGGAAUCUGUUCGACAAUUAACUAAUCAACCAUCGAAAAUUAUGAUUGCUAUCUAUGAUUAUGAUCCUCAUGUAUUAAGUCCUAAUCCAGAUAUUGAUGCUGAAUUAUCAUUUCGAUCAGGUGAACAAAUCACUGUCUAUGGUAGUAUGGAUGAUGAUGGAUUUUAUUAUGGUACAACAAAAGAUGGUCGUUUUGGUCUUGUGCCUUCAAAUUUUUUACAAUCAUGUACAAAUGAUGCUGCUUAUUAUUUAAAUGAACAGAAAAAUCCGCCAAUUUUCGCCUCAACUCCAUUAUCACCUACUAAUCAACAAUCAUCACGUGAUUAUGAAUUGCACACACUGUCAACCAAUCCAGCGAUGACACAUCAUCAACAUAAUAGAAAUCAGUUGUACUCAAAUGAUUUGAACAGUAAUAAUAACAACAGUAUUAAUAACAAUCCAGCAUUACGUGUACAAACUCGGCCGAAUCAUCCAGGUCAAUUUCAAAAUAUCAAUAAUUAUAAUAGAAGCAUGAAAUCGGAAACAAGUAGAAAAAGUAAUUUAAGCAAAGAUUACGAAACAACUUAUACUAAUAAUCCACAUGAUACUGAUGUUGGUAUUGUUGGCGGUGGUGAUCAUUUUAUGCCCUCAUCAACUUCAUCAUCAACUGGUCCACCAACUGGUUCUCAACGAAGACGUUCCACAACAAUACGAAGUUUAUUUAAACGUGAAUAAAUAUAAUUGCCAAAAACCAAAAUAUCACGCUGAUCAAUGAUGCUAAGUGAGAAGAUCGGUAUAAAACAAAAAUAUGUCAGCCUCCAUUUAUAAAUAAUUUUUUUUACACAUACACUCCUCUUCACUGUGAUUGGCCUUCCAUGUAAGUGUGUGUGGUGUGUGUCUGUGUGUCUCUCCAACCGCAGCCGGACAUGUGUGUACACAAAAAACUUGGAAUUUCGCAAACAAUUUAAAAACGACACACACCAUCAUCA
Molecule: messenger RNA, 1160 nt
Organism: Schistosoma turkestanicum
Lineage: Eukaryota; Metazoa; Platyhelminthes; Trematoda; Strigeidida; Schistosomatidae
Source: the annotation of a GenBank genome assembly